UAGAAAGAGAAAUAAUCUGGAAUGUUUUAUCGCAGUAUGAAAAGUAUAAUAAACGAUUUAUAUGUUUGUUAUUUUAAUGGCAACCAAUAAAACAAAGUGGCCAAGUUUUUGCGGGGACACAAAAUCCUAUUAUUUGUAAUUUUUCCUGGGAAUAACGCGUAGGAUUAGCUGCUCUAUAGACGAGCAAUAUCAGUUUUCACAUUGAAAGUGAAUGAUAGACUUUUCAUAUGACCGGUGGAAAUCACAUUUAAUACCGUAGAUAAUUAAAACGUUGUAUAGAAUCCGAACGACAAAAGUCGGAUGUAUUGUGGAAGUGAUCAAUAACAUUUUCCCUCAAUAAAACAUUUUCAUUUAGGAAUAAAUGACUUAAGAUUUUUUGUAGGUGGCUUUUUGGACUUGAUUUGUGAAUUACUGAAUUUGAUCUUGUAAUACUGCUCAUAUAUUAAACAGUGACUGAACUAUUUCACUGUUGGAAAGACUAACGGGAUACUUGUUUCUUGUUGAGGAGCAGGAGAUGUCACGUCCGGGUCAGGGGCGGGGAAACAGCCUCAAACAGCCCAAGGAGGAAGUUAACGUCAAGUACAUGCACCGGCCGCCGCGCAUCCCCCCGAACUACGGUUCCCAGCGCCGCUCAUUGUUGCCCAAAUCCAAAGUCUCCCGCGUACUUCUCUACGAUAACGCCACACAGGAACACAUGCUGGAUAUCAAACUGGCGAACAUUAAGAUUGAGAAGGAGCGCAUAUCUCGGAUCAUCAAUUUGCAUAAAAAGUCAUUUUCAUCGAGAAUGAUGAAGAAACAGCUUCACAUGCAAUCUUUGUUAAACUCUAGUACAGGAAACAAACACAAUUCGGACCCGUGCCAUCCGGCAUCCACAAAUGAUAGGCAGGAUGAGCCAUCACACCGUGUAAUAGUGAAACUUACUGAUAGGCCAUUAUCCUUUCAAGCCAGUUCAAAUGUGAAUAUCGUUGACGCCGAAACGAGAGACGCUCUUAAAGAACGCUCAUUGACAGUGAGUGACAUAAAAUUCCCGGCGGUUGAUGACGACAAGCGUCACGUGAUCUUCAAGGUCAAGGACCGGCACGGGAAAACGGAAGUUUACCACACAGUCGAUGAGCGAGGUGUGCUGUCGGAUAUAAUCCCCAACUCGUACCGGAAGCUCACGGACGACCCACGGUUCAAAAGUCUGCAAAAUGCGCUCGUGCCGCCCGAAGAAACCGUGUGAAAUCUGUGUUAGAACAUCGUAUUUUAUACUUGUUACGGUAAACGUUAACUUAUAAGGGUCCCCGUUGUCAAAUAAUUAUUUUUAACCGGAAUCGCCUUUGCAAAUAUUUAAGAAAAUUGAUUUAAAUGACCAAUGCAAUAAACAAAUGAUAUGCCCAAGUAAUAUUGCCCAAUACAUGUACGUCUCUAUUUGUAUUUAUUAAUUUAAUAUUCGAGUCAUUCCGAACUGUAAUUUCUCCGGUGUUUAUUGUUCAUGCGCAGAAAAUGUGCAUCUUUAAAGUGAUAAUUAUCACAAAUCAAGUUUACUUAAAUUGAUUAAUUUUUAAUGAUUUCAUGAAUACUAUUCAUAGCCAAUUUGGUGCUCUAUUCACGUUUGUAUUUGUUAUAUAUUGCAAAUGAAACAUGUUCUGAAUAAAUCAAUUAAAAUGUU
Messenger RNA from Mya arenaria, 1651 nucleotides. RefSeq lists its product as uncharacterized. The record is from RefSeq and is a predicted model, not a curated record. The transcript is spliced from 2 exons. NCBI's taxonomy places the organism in Eukaryota, Metazoa, Mollusca, Bivalvia, Myida, Myidae. The coding region runs from base 515 to 1222 and encodes 235 amino acids.